Messenger RNA from Gongylonema pulchrum, 732 nucleotides. The record is from the annotation of a GenBank genome assembly. NCBI's taxonomy places the organism in Eukaryota, Metazoa, Nematoda, Chromadorea, Rhabditida, Gongylonematidae.
UCAAAAAAGCUGGGAUUCUUUGUUUUUUCUCAGACAGAGAACGCUUUUUCAAUAGUGAUGCAGUACGCUGAAGGCGGUACAAUGGACAGGAUGAUUUCCGAGCGCAAAGGCGUCAAAUUCAACGAAAGUACUGUACUUAAUUACUUUACUCAGGUAGCAAUUGGGCUGGAAUACAUGCACUCUAAGCAAAUACUUCAUCGCGAUUUGAAAACGCAAAAUAUUUUGUUGAAUAAAAAACGGACAAUCGUGAAAUUAAGUGACUUCGGAAUCAGUAAAGAAUUGACCACAAGGAGUUUGGCGUCAACGGUGGUUGGAACGCCAAAUUACCUCUCUCCAGAAAUUUGUGAAGGCAGAGCAUACAAUCAGAAGAGUGAUUUAUGGGCCUUAGGUUGUGUAUUAUAUGAACUUGCGGAACUCAGGCGGGCGUUUGACGGUGAAAAUCUACCAUCAAUUGUCAUGAAAAUUACGAAAGGUAAAUAUAAUCCAGUCAGUGAGCACUGGAGCGUUGAGCUGAAGCAGUUAAUAAGCGCUAUACUAGAUGUUAAUGAGAAAAAAAGGCCUCUCUUAAAAGAGAUUCUGACAUGCCCGUUGAUUUUGCCCGUUUGUCUUGCAAUCAACUUGGACCUCGGUGCCCUGCCAUCAUCACCGUCAAAGAAGUCUCGUUUGACUGCUUCCUCAAACAGCAGUAUCCUGCGUACGCAACCUGCUUCUAGCAAGGCUACUGCUUAUUAA